AUGCAGACAGGAAAGAAAGCAGCUGAUUCCGCCAAGGAAUCAACCACAAACAUGGCUGCAUCAGCAAAAUCAGGUAUGGACAAGACUAAGCCAAACGUCCAAGACAAAGCUGAUCAGUCGGAGGAGCAAUUAUCCGAAGCGGAACUCCGUAAGCAGCAUGCCAUGAUUCAUAACGCUGCUGAAAAGGAUGCUAAGGCGGCAGCGGCUAAAGCUGGAGUUAAGAUCGCUGGAGGUGGAACCCGAAGCGCCACCACCACAACCACCACCGGAACAGGAACUGGUUUUAAUGAUGAGAAGUGA
This is a messenger RNA of Amaranthus tricolor (Joseph's coat), 300 nucleotides long. RefSeq names its product 11 kDa late embryogenesis abundant protein-like. The transcript has a single exon. Gene Ontology annotation, biological process: embryo development ending in seed dormancy. Bases 1 to 300 code for a protein of 99 amino acids. The record is from RefSeq and is a predicted model, not a curated record. Lineage: Eukaryota; Viridiplantae; Streptophyta; Magnoliopsida; Caryophyllales; Amaranthaceae.